Messenger RNA from Prunus avium (sweet cherry), 2819 nucleotides. Its product is annotated as Voltage-gated chloride channel family protein. Gene Ontology annotation, molecular function: voltage-gated chloride channel activity. Gene Ontology annotation, biological process: transmembrane transport; chloride transport. Gene Ontology annotation, cellular component: plant-type vacuole membrane; intracellular membrane-bounded organelle. NCBI's taxonomy places the organism in Eukaryota, Viridiplantae, Streptophyta, Magnoliopsida, Rosales, Rosaceae. The record is from RefSeq and is a predicted model, not a curated record.
GAUAAUUGACAGGGAGAGCUCACAAUUUCACAAACACACAACACAACAAAACUAAACACUUUACUCUCAAAUCACUCAUCGACUUCACCAAUUUAUUUUCCAAACCCCUCUGAGUUCCUAGUUCCAAGUUAUGACUCGGAAUUAAUGCUCCGUCCGUAGCCGGCACUGAACCUCUGCAAUCCCAAAACCAUGUCAGUUAACGGCAACAGCAACGCCUGGCUCAAUGCAGAGGACCCGGAAUCCAUCACCGCCCCAUUAAUCUCGGGUCAACGAUCAACCCCGAACUCCACUUCGCAGGUUGCUCUGGUCGGCGCCAAUGUCUGCCCCAUCGAAAGCCUCGAUUACGAGAUUUUGGAGAACGAGUUCUUCAAGCAGGACUGGAGAAGCCGCGGGAAGAUGCAAGUCUUUCAGUACAUAUUCAUGAAGUGGUUCUCAUGCUUUCUCGUUGGUCUCAUCGUCGGCCUCAUCGGUUUUUGCAACAACCUCGCCGUCGAAAACAUCGCCGGCAUUAAGUUCGUCAUCACCUCCAACAUGAUGUUGAAGCGCAGUUUUUUGCUGGCGUUUAUUGUCUUCUUCUUCUCCAAUUUGGCUCUCACUCUGUUUGCGUCUAUGAUCACGUCUUUUGUGGCGCCGGUUGCUGCGGGCUCCGGCAUACCGGAGGUGAAGGCAUACCUGAACGGCGUGGACGCGCCGGGAAUAUUUUCCUUAAGAACUUUAUUUGUUAAGAUUGUCGGUAGUGUUUCUGCGGUGUCAUCAUCUCUUCUUAUUGGAAAGGCAGGGCCGAUGGUGCAUACCGGUGCCUGUGUUGCAUCAUUGUUGGGUCAGGGUGGAUCAAAGAAGUACGGUUUGACCUGGAAAUGGUUACGGUAUUUCAAGAAUGAUCGAGACCGUCGGGAUCUCGUAACGUGUGGAUCAGCUGCUGGGAUUGCUGCCUCUUUCCGUUCCCCUGUUGGUGGUGUGCUGUUUGCUUUUGAAGAGAUGGCAUCUUGGUGGAGAAGUGCCCUUCUGUGGAGAGCUUUCUUUACAACAGCUGUAAUUGCAAUUGUGCUCCGGGCUCUGAUUGAUGUUUGUUUAAGUGGCAAAUGUGGGCUAUUUGGUACAGGGGGGCUGAUAAUGUUUGAUGUCUAUUCAGCGAGUGUGUCAUAUCACAUUGUGGAUGUGCCUCCCGUGCUUCUCCUUGGGUUCGUAGGCGGCAUAUUGGGAAGCUUAUAUAAUUCUCUAUUAACAAAAGUUCUCCGAAUAUACAAUCUCAUCAAUGAGAGAGGCGUCAUUUAUAAAAUACUUAUAGCUUGCACAAUCUCCAUGUUCACAUCUUGUCUUCUCUUUGGAUUACCAUGGCUUGCAUCUUGUCGACCUUGCCCAGCUGAUGCAGCAGAAGCCUGCCCUACAAUUGGACGGUCUGGUAACUUCAAGAAGUUCCAAUGCCCUCCUGGUUACUAUAAUGACCUUGCCAGCCUCAUAUUUAACACGAACGAUGAUGCUAUUAGAAACCUUUUCAGCAAGAACACUGAUUCUGAGUUUCAUUUUUCAUCAAUUAUCAUAUUUUUCGUCACCUGUUUUUUCUUAAGUAUCUUUAGCUACGGGGUUGUUGCUCCUGCUGGUCUUUUUGUACCUGUUAUUGUGACUGGUGCAUCUUAUGGGCGUUUUGUUGGAAUGUUAGUGGGUUCACACUCGAAUCUCAAUCAUGGUCUCUAUGCUGUGUUGGGUGCUGCUUCUCUUCUUGGUGGAACCAUGAGGAUGACUGUCUCUCUAUGUGUAAUUAUUCUGGAAUUAACCAAUAAUCUAUUAUUGCUACCGUUGAUAAUGGUGGUUCUUCUUGUUUCCAAGACCACUGCUGAUGCGUUCAAUGGAAAUAUAUAUGAUCUGAUUAUGAAAGCAAAGGGUCUUCCCUAUCUGGAGGCUCAUGCUGAACCAUAUAUGAGGCAGCUGACAGUAGCUGAUGUAGUAACAGGGCCACUACAACUAUUUUAUGGAAUUGAGAAGGUUGGUAAUAUAGUACACGUUCUCAGAACUACAGGGCAUAACGGGUUCCCUGUAAUUGAUGAGCCUCCACUUUCUGAAUCCCCUGUUUUGUUUGGUAUUGUCCUCCGUGCCCAUCUUAUUGAAUUGUUGAAGAAGAAAGCUUUCGUGUCCACCCCAGUGCCGACGAGCACCGAUUCCUUUAAGCGGUUCUCAUCAGAGGAUUUUGCCAAGAGGGGUUCAGGCAACGGUGACAAGAUAGAAGAUAUAAAAUUGACUGAGGAGGAGAUGGAAAUGUUCAUAGACUUACAUCCAUUUACUAAUGCUUCACCUUAUACUGUUGUGGAGACAAUGUCACUAGCAAAGGCUCUCAUACUUUUCCGAGAAGUUGGUUUAAGGCACCUUCUAGUAAUACCGAAGAUUUCCACAAGAUCUCCUGUUGUGGGUAUAUUGACAAGGCACGACUUCAUGCCAGAACAUAUACUGAGCUUGAACCCUAUGCUGGUAAAGAGCAGGUGGAAAAGAUUAAGAUUCCGGCUGGCUCCUCCGGCCAAACUCUUUUAGUGGAUUUAGCUUUGUAGUUUCCCUUGAAAGUAAAUAGUCUUAUUCAACCUGCGACUCGCAGUAUCUGCUCUGCAGUACCAAAUCAUGACGAGUCCAGUAUCAUUAUCUUUCAAAUUAUUCAUGGAGUCCAGAGCUUAAGAACUAAGGGACAACUAGUUUAGGUAUCAGAAUAUAAAUAUAGUAUAUAACAUGGCUUAACGAGGUACGCAAUUCUCUCUUGAUGAACUGUGAAACAUGACAUUUUUGCUCUCCGAUGAAAAUACCAUAUUAUUCAGUUGAGAAUUUUGGCCGAAAAA